AUGGCCUUCUUCUCGGUGAGCUCCACCAUCUGUCUCGUGCUCCUCGCUGUCGUCACGGCCAUGCCAGAUCGCGACUCCGUGGACCGAGUGAGCCGCGACACCGUCACGACUGUAGUCAAGACAGUGACCGCAUCGAUCCGUAAGUGUACGGCUGAAGAGCUGACUGCGGGAUGCACCGAGGCGCCCAACGACUUCGGACCUGACAAAAAGUCGUGCACCUGCUCCGUAGGCCGUGUGCGACGUGCUCCCGAUGCCGAGGAAGAAGCGAAGACCACUGUCGAGGAACGUGGAUGCACCCAUGAGGAGAUGUUCGACAAGCACUGCACUCUUGUCGCUGAUAUCGGGCAGCCACUUCGCUGCAAGUGCCCUGUA
Messenger RNA from Mesorhabditis belari, 372 nucleotides. NCBI's taxonomy places the organism in Eukaryota, Metazoa, Nematoda, Chromadorea, Rhabditida, Rhabditidae. The record is from the annotation of a GenBank genome assembly.